This is a messenger RNA of Dreissena polymorpha, 11646 nucleotides long. RefSeq names its product epidermal growth factor receptor-like. The record is from RefSeq and is a predicted model, not a curated record. Lineage: Eukaryota; Metazoa; Mollusca; Bivalvia; Myida; Dreissenidae. The transcript has 30 exons. The coding region runs from base 703 to 5292 and encodes 1529 amino acids. Gene Ontology annotation, biological process: cell surface receptor protein tyrosine kinase signaling pathway; positive regulation of cell population proliferation; positive regulation of kinase activity. Gene Ontology annotation, molecular function: transmembrane receptor protein tyrosine kinase activity; ATP binding. Gene Ontology annotation, cellular component: basal plasma membrane; signaling receptor complex.
GUUGUAUUGGUAUAGGUGUCUAUAUCAAUGUAGAAGUAAAGCCAAUGAAUUUCCUGCUUGGAUAGUUUACCAAGGUGUAUAUUUAAUAUAAGCCUCCAUUAUUGUGUCCUGUUUUACGCUUAUAUAAUUUGUUUGAACAAUUUUGUUUUCCAGCGAAGUGAAUCAAUUUGGAUUUAUUUUGAAUGUGACAUUUUAAGGAUAUUUAUCAGAUUUGGGAGGAGUACAAUGGAACUGGAGUAAGCCAGCUAGGAAUAUCCAGAGUGAAAGAGUAGGAGGUUUUAUCAGUAAAUUCGGGUGAGGCACAAGUACCUAAACAACAACAUUUUACUGCGCCUCUGUCAGAAAGAGUGUGGUACAGGGUCUGUUGUACUGAAAUAUUGACAACAAUAGGCGCCUAGUUGGAUACAUGGAUAUGUGAAGGGAUGCCAGGAUGCACAAUAAUAUGACAUAUACAUAUCAGUGUGACUCAAAACACGUUCUGAUAUGUUUAAUAAACAAUCCACAGUGAAAAUGCAAUUGGUUUAAUAUCUAGUGGAAAUCUGCAACAUUUGCACAUUAUUUUGAAAAGAAAACAAGUUAUAUUUUGCAAACUCUGAUUCCAUAUUGUGUGUCUGAAGAUUUUUGCUACUCUAAUUCAACUCUGGAUUAAUUUAACAUUUUGGAUUUAAGCUGCUAAAGCUGCAACUGUACAAAGGUGAUAGAAUGCAAUCCUGGCGAGGGAGGCUUUGCCUCACCUGUAUCCUGGCUGCCCUGUGCAUUGUCAGCUCCAUAGAGGGAACCGAUCCCGGUGAGUACAACUCUGACUGCAAGCAGAACAGUGACUGUCAGCUGGGGUUUGUGUGCAUCAUGGGCACAUGUACCUGCGAGAGCUCCUUUGUCUACGACAUGUCCUCCAGGAGGUGCAAGAAAGUGUGCCGUGGUUCCUCAGAGGGCUUUGUGAGACACGGCUCAUUCGACCACCAGUAUGCCAUCUUGAAAAACCGCUACACCAACUGCUCCUACGUCGACGGCAACCUUGAACUAACGGCCCUCGAGAGGCCCUUCGACCUCGGAUUCCUUAAAGACAUAGAAGAGGUCGACGGUUAUGUCUUUAUCGUUAAUGUGUUUUCAAAUUACCUCAACCUGACCAAACUGCGGAUUAUACGAGGCAAAGAGCUGUUUAAGUACAACAACGAAAGUUACAGCCUCUAUGUGGCUCUGAAUAACAACCCAAAUAACGAUUCUCAGGGUAUACUGGAGCUUCAGUUCCUGAGCCUGUCAGAAAUUGUCCGUGGCAAAGUGUUUUUCCAGAAUAACAACCUGCUUUGCUUCGUGAACACAAUAGAGUGGACAGACAUCAAUACAAACACGCUACCAGCUGUAAAUAUUGUUCAGACUAACCAGCAUUUUAGACGGCAAUGUCCACCAUGCCCAGCAGAAUGUUUCAACAAGAAGACUGGAGAAUACCACUGUUGGGGAAGUGGAAAUGGGAUGUGCCAGAAAUUGAACUACAUCAAGAAGGUGUGCUCUGAGUCGUGCGAUGGUCGAUGUUUUGGUGAUCAACAGAACCAAUGCUGUCACCCGGAGUGUGCUGCAGGCUGUACGGGGCCCAAGAAAACAGAAUGCCUGGCCUGCAAGAAUUUCUACAACGAGGGCUCCUGCGACCGACAUUGUCCCCUGAUGACAUUCUACAACCCAGUAGAAAUGAGGUGGGAAAACAACCCGCUGGGGCGAUAUGCAUUUGGAUCACUUUGUGUGAAGGAAUGUCCAUUGUACCUGGUGAAGGAUCAGAACGCAUGCGUGUUGAAAUGUCCCAAAGACAAACAGCCAGAUCCGCAAACCAACAUCUGUGAGAAGUGUGAUGGACCAUGCAAGAAAAACUGCAUUGGUACACCUGAUUUCCUGAACAGCAAUAACAUUGAACAGUUUCGUGGCUGUACUGUCAUAGAUGGAAACUUGAUCAUCCUUAAAGUGUCCUUUGAAGUUGAUACCCAUUUGAAUACAACCCCAUUGACGCUUGAACACCUGUCAAUUCUGAAAGACGUGAGAGAAAUCAACGGCUAUCUGUCCGUCCAGGAACUGCCAAAGGAAGCUGACAGUCUCUCGUUUCUGUCUGGUUUAGAGAUAAUACAUGGCCGCUUUCUCACGUCAACUGGCCAUGCAUUAAAUAUUCUUAAAACGGAGAGCAUAGAGUACCUUGGACUAGUAUCGUUGCGUCAAAUUCGCAACGGGGGUACCAUAAUUAUGUUCAACAGAGACAUGUGUUACUUAAAUGAUUUGGACAUGAGUAUUAUACACCUAAACCCAAAACAGAAAUUAAUUCAGAGAAACAACAAAAUUCAAACAGAAUGCGAGGCCGAGAACAAGCGAUGUGAUCCGGAGUGCUCGGAGCACGGCUGUUGGGGCCCAGGGCCUGGCAUGUGCCUCCGCUGCAGGAACAAGCGGCUGGAGGGCAGCAACAAGUGUGUGACCAGCUGCGAUGAUGAGGAGAUGCAGUAUGAGGUGCCGGGCAACAUGUGCCGGAGCUGUGAUGAGCAGUGUGCGGUUGGAUGUCAUGGGCCGAAUGCCACCCAGUGUACAGCCUGCAAGUACGUGAAAUUCCUUGGCCUGAACAACACGUCAGAGUGCAUGAGUGAGUGCCCAGCUCCCACGCUUACGGCCCCUUACUUUUACCCAGAUGAGACCAAGAUUUGUCGACAGUGUGACCCAUCUUGUGAUGAGGGAUGUACAGGGAACCAGACACAUGUUGGUUUUGGAGGCUGCAAAACUUGUGUUCUGGCUAUAAAUAGAACUCAGGAGAACGAUACGGUCCGUUGCAUUCCCAAGGAUCAAGAAAAUUGCCCUGACGGGUACUUUUCAACACAGUAUAAAGCAGAUGUGCCGAAUCAUCCCUUGAACAAGAAACAGGUGUGCCAGCCAUGUGACCACCUUUGCCUGACAUGUACCACAGAAGGCGUGGCUAACUGUCCCCUGUGUCGGUACUACCGCUCAGGCAUUCAUGGCAGUUCCACGUGUGUCAAGGAAUGUCCCAUCUACCACUUCAACAACAGCCUCACCAGGACGUGCGACAAAUGUAAUGACCAGUGCCUGGGGGACAUAAAAGGAGAGUGUCACGGGCCCACCUCCAGGGAUUGUAACAAUUGCCAGAAAUAUAAGAUCAUCUACGCCGAGAAUAACACUUUUGAGUGUGUUACUGAGUGCCCUGCCUAUUUACCUGAGCUAGUUGAGGACACUGUAGAGGACCGCCAAACGAUGACCGUGUGUGCAGGUGGGGACCACCCCAUCGUGCAAACCAGGCUCAAACAGAGCAAAGAAGAGGAGAGGAAGAGGAUUUUGACUAUUGCCAUACCAACCACAGCAGGCAUCAUCAUCCUGGGACUACUAUUGGCCCUGUUUGGCUACUACUGGCGACAACGGGAGCAGGCCAAGGAGAACACCAUAAAACUCACAUCACAGAUGCUGGGAGGGCUGCCUGAGUCAGAGCCUCUCACGCCCUCGGAUGCCAAACCAGAUCUUUCCAAACUAAGAUUGAUAAAAGAGUCAGAGCUGCGUAGGGGUGGAAUUAUUGGAUCAGGAGCUUUUGGAACUGUGUACAAGGGUUUCUACAUCCCCACGGGAGAGAAUGUGAAGAUCCCUGUGGCUAUCAAGGUGCUGCAGGAGGGAACAUCGCCGAAUCAGAAUCAAGAGCUCCUUGAGGAGGCCAGGGUCAUGGCCUCUGUGGACCAUCCUUGCUGUAUCCGUAUACUGGCUGUGUGCAUGGCAUCACAGAUGAUGCUGAUCACUCAGCUGAUGCCCCUCGGCUGCCUGCUGGAGUACAUAAAAAAGCACAAGGAGAACACCGGCUCCAAGGCCCUCCUCAACUGGUGUACCCAGAUUGCAAGGGGCAUGGGUUAUCUGGAGGAAAGAGGCAUUGUUCACAGAGAUCUUGCUGCAAGAAAUGUUUUGGUUCAAUCAGCACAGCUGGUGAAGAUCACAGACUUUGGUCUUGCCAAGCUCCUCGAGUAUGAUGAAGACCAUUUCCAGUCUUCUGGAGGCAAGAUGCCGAUCAAGUGGCUGGCACUGGAGUGUAUCCAGAAUAGAAUCUUCACACAUAAGUCAGAUGUGUGGAGCUUUGGUGUUACAGUGUGGGAGCUGUUCACAUACGGAGGUCGGCCAUACGAGUCUGUGAGGGCAAGGGACGUGCCAGAACUGCUGGAGAAGGGGGAGCGACUCCCCCAGCCCCCGAUAUGCACCAUAGACGUCUACAUGAUCAUGAUCAAAUGCUGGAUGUUAGAUGCAGAGAGCCGUCCAUCAUUCUCCGAACUUGCAGAGGAGUUUGCAAAAAUGGCACGUGACCCAGGACGCUACCUCGUUAUACAGGGGGAUGAGUUGAAGAAAAUCCCGUCCGAGGAACUGUUAGACUCCUCAAGUAAAAACCACCUCGGGAAUCUCAUCAAUUUAGAGGGAGACACGCUGAUGCGAUUACCAAGCAUCUCGUACGAUAAAGAUGAGCUUGCACGACACCUCAGUGUGGCCGGUGACGGGGAUGAGAUUGUCAUUGAGGCUGAUGAGUAUCUCCAGCCUGCGCCGCCACCACCUCUGGAGGCCGAGAACAACAACUUCAAGCAACCAAUCAGUCCUGGGGCGUCCAAUCGUCCCUGGAGAGAGAAGCGUUACGGUCACUUGGAGUCUGCAGCCGCUGCUAAGCAACACAGGGACCUGUCACCUAACAGCCGUCUCCGUGGAGACAGCAUAGCGGGGCGGUACAGCUCCGACCCAGUAAUCAAGACAUCACGGCCACCCAGAGAUACUGUAGAUGGUCCAGUGCUCUUCAGGAAGUCCCCUACAAGUCCCUCAGACAGCGCCCCGCCCCCUAGAUACGCCCCCUACCAACAGGGGCUGGACUUUGCCAGGGUACAACUACCUCUUGAUGAGGAUGACUAUCUGCAGCCCAAGUCUGCCAACCCAAAGGCCUACCUUGAGCUAGAGAACAAUAGAGACUACUACCUGAACGAUCGUCAGAUGUCUCAUCCGUCAGACAGGAGCGACAACAGCGCCCCAGACGACUACCUUCUCCCCAGCCCAGUCCCUCACAUGUUCGAAAAUCCUGAAUACUUUGAUGGGGAUGGUUCUGACAGUGUCUUUGACAUGCAAAAAUCCCCACCGCACUUCAAUAAUCGUGGCAUGAGAAUAAGUGGCGUGAAUGGCGCAAAACCAAAAACAGCUCCUAAGCCUAAACGCUUGACUGAUUAUUAUAAUGACCCCAAAGUUAUUACGGAGCCCGCUAAUCACCGUUUAUUAUCAAACUCUUCAAAUUGCUCAAGUGCCGUCUAGUGAGAAAACUUUAGUUGGUGUUAAGAAUGUCAUAUAAAUAUUGUAUAGAAACUAUUGUGAUAAUUUUAAGAAUAAACCAUGGUUGUUGUGUUGUUAAACUGAUGAAUCUUCUGUUAGAAGUUUGGCAAGCAAUAUGUUGUGAUGUUUGAAACAAAUAUUAAGGAUAUGUGAAAUAUUUGACCUUUUAUUCAAGGGAAUUGUGUUUUAAUUACAGGGGCAUAUUCAAAAACUAUACUGAAACUUAAGAAAAAUGUGCAUUUUCAUGGGAGGUUCUUUCAGUAUAAGAUAAGGAAAGACUGCUAGUAAUCAAGUGCUUCAAAUGAUUGCAGUGAAGUAUCUUUGGAGGCUUUACCUAUUAUGCAGGUAAAAUAGCUUCAAGGUGAGAAGAAUGACACAAAGGAAGGCAGAUUAAAGCUCAAGGAAGAGUGUUGGGAAUUUCAAGGAACAGUUUAUAACUAUGUUUUGUUAUAUUCGCUGUACAUUGAUGUGAAGUUCAGAGACAACCAAUUGCAUAAUAAUGCAUGAAGUCCAAAUGUCGUGUUAUAUAAACAUUCUAUAUUUUGUCAAGGAAACUGAUUCUGUCACAAAAACCUAUUUUUAAUGGGCUCUUUAUUGUUGCUUUUAAUCCCAUAAUACACUGGUUGAUGUGGUCUGUUGCACUAAGGUCAGUGUAGUGUGUAUUUUUAUGCAGUCGCCAUUUUGUUCACAAUUUGAGAGUGCGUGAUUGUCUGCCAUCUAUUAUAAGGCAUACAUAACGCCAGUGUAAUGGCAAUACUUCAACCAGUAUAUAGCCUUGAUGUGUGUGAUAUUUGGUGAUAUUAUUCCGAAUAAAUAUCUUUCAAAGAGAAAUUCAAGUGAAAGAGGUUGCUCUUCAUGUUAUAUACUUGCAAUCCUGAUAUGAAGGCUUGGACAACUUUAAGACUGGCUUUAUACUUGCAAUCCUGAUAUGAAGGCUUGGACAACUUUAAGACUGGUUUUAUACUUGCAAUCCUGAUAUGAAGGCUUGGACAACUUUAAGACUGGUUUCAUGUGUUAAUGACUUUGAAGUUGUUGUUAUUGUUUUUACAAAACAUUUGGAACAUUUGAUAAUGGCCUAAUAAUGUAAUGAAGUAUUUUUAGGUAAACAGAAUAUCUUUUCUUGGUAUUGUCACUGUGAAGUGCAAUUAAGUUGUUGCCAAGGACUUCUGAUAACUGUUAAUGCUGGGCUUCGUGUCUUAAUGUUGUGACUGAUUAUUGUGCUAUGUUGUUGUUAAUGAAUUUGAUCUCUGAGUUACAUUUGUUGUUACAAACAUUGUUAUUGAUAUUAGACCUUUUUGCCAGCGUUUUUAUAUGUUAUGGUACAUACUCAGACACUUGGGUCUAAUACUGGCAUUUCCCAAACACUUUCAAGGGUUAAAAAAAGAUAAGUAUUGCAUGCCCCUAUUUAGAGAAUCCAAAUACAACCUUUAUAAACUGUAUGUAUUUUGUUAAAACUGUUCAAUCAAGGAAACAUUUACUUAGUGCCUCUUUCAAAAUCAACCAUUUAAUAAUAUGCCUAUGCAUAUAUAGAUGCAUACAUUUCUUUCAGUCUUUAUAACAAAAUGUCUCACAAAGUCUCUAAUCAAUCAUUUGUAUAAUUAAAUUCUAUCAUAAAGUUAUUGUAUUUGUUUUAUAAUCAUUCUAUCAUGUACUUAAAAGUGGGCCCAACGCCUUAUCCACAUUGUUUUUGUAUGCCAUGUGUGCUACUUCAACACAUAAAAUCCUGUAUGCUUUUAUACAUUAUCAUAGAUACCCUGUACAUGUAUUUAUGAUUGACAACAAGAUCAUCUAUAGACUCAAAAAUACAUUUUACAAAAUCUGAAAUAAAAUAAGUCUACAUGAUUUUAAAAUGUGUUAAUUAAAUAAUUGUUUUAUCUGUUAAAUGUCAGGUUUUGAAUUUGUCCUGAUUGUCUCCAUGGUUACCGGUUUUCAGUAUCCAUUGUGACCGGUUUACAGUACAUAUGAACCUUGCUCUGCGAAAAUGGGGCUUAAUUCAAUUGAGUAAACUGGAUUUUUUCUCCUUAACUGGAUUUUUGUUAAGAAGAGACUUUCUUUAAACAAUAAAUUGACUAAAAGCGUAAAUUGUCAUUCAUGAUAAGCCUGUGUGAAAUGCCUGGCUAAUCUGGGAUGACACUCUACGCACACGCUUCAACUCCUGUUUACCCAUAGCCUUGUUCAUAUUAUUGUUUGUAAGAUUAAGUUGUUUUUUUAAUGACUUAUUUUAAAUACAUAUCCUUGGAGACAAAGAACAUACAAUAGUUUCAAAACCACCAUUUAACAUUUGAGCAUAUCUGGGAAAAUCUGGCUUAAUACAUGUGGUAAAAGUAGUCAAUCCCAGAAUAGCCUGUGCAGUGUGAUCUGGAAAAUACUUUAUGACUAGACUGGAUUUUUUAAAGAUUUUUUUUUUGUUUAAGUAAGAGUUCAAUAAAAGUAGCCUGUGCAGAAUUCAGGCUAUUCUGGGACUAUAUUUAACACACAUGCAUUAAGCCAGAUUUUUAUGUUCUCCCAUAUUUUGUGUUCUGUAAUAUGUUUUUGUCAAUGGCAGCCAUCAUUAUUAUCAGUGUUGUUUUAUUUUUGUUAUCAGCUUUGCUUGAUUGGCUAUAAUGUUAAUAUAUAUCAUGGUUUUAUUCCACAAAACAUUAGUGUGUGUAAAGUAAUCAUUCAUCAUGCAGUUUUAAUAAUGCUGCUGUCUUUUUCCGUUUUCUUUGAUUCAUUGUCUCACAGGUACAUGAAUUAUCAGGUCAACUAAUAAGGAAUAAAGAAUAUCUGUUAUGGAGGUAAACUCCACAAGUUAUAACUGAUUCAUUCAUGUCCAUAUGAAGAUUCCCAGUUUUUAAUAAUUAUAAAAAAUAAAAAAUAAACUGAGUGUUUAUUUAAAUGAAACCUGUUUGAUAAUCUAAAACAUAAGUUGUUUGUUGGCACACAAGACCAAUAAUGUAUUAUUGGCAGUCAUGCUAAUGAAUAGGACGAUCAAACUAUUUAUGUAAAUAUUAUGUUUAUAUUAGAUUUUUACAAGUAUAUGAAUUAAUGUAUUUAUCAAAUUUGAAGAAAUUUCAUAAUAUAAUACAGAUUUUUACUAAAAUAUUUUAGGGCAAUUGUCUUAAUAUUUACAUGUAUUUAUUAUAUAUUGUGUACUAAUUAUGGGUUGAUUUUAAAAUAUAAAUUUAUUUAGAAACUUAUUUAGAUUCAGCGUUGUCAAACAAAAUAUUUGUUAAUAACAAUGAUCUGGGUUUUAAAUGCAAAAAAUGAAUUUUGUUGAUAUACAUGAAAUACUUGCUGAUUACUUGUUUGUAUAGAUUUACCGAUAUUUUAAGCGUUUUAAAUUGUAAAUUGUGUGUAAAUAACCUAAUUCAAAAAAUCGAAAUGAUGUUUAACAUUUAAAAUUUCAUAAUUAUUUAUUAUGCAUGGAUUUGUUGAUACACAAUGUAAGAGAGCGUUAAUCUGGGCAUGGUGCCAAUAUUCCAGCCUCACCGUUGGAAAACAGGGCUUAAGGCAUGUGCAUAAAGUAUUGUACCAUAUUUCUAUAAAAGUGGAACGUAUGAUCCGUGAUUAGCCUGCAUGUAUGGCAUAGGUUGGUCUGGGUUGAUACUUGCACUAAGAAUAAGCCCGGUUUUCCCAGGUCUGUUAUUAUUUGUACAUGUAUUUUAUUUUUGACUAUGGCCAUUUGAACACAGACAAUAUCAUGAUAUAAUUUUUGUUUUCUUGCACAUUCGGUAAGUUACAGAAAACGUGUACGAAUUCCUCAUUGCAUUUUGAAUAGAUUUAUAAACAAUACAAUCUGCUUUGUAUUUUCAUUUUUUGUUUGAUACCAUUAUAUUUGAUAGAUGUAACUAAGAGUUAUUGUUAAUGCAUUUGUAACAGACUUUGCUUUUUAUAGUCUAUUUUCUGUUUGAUACAACAGUUUAAAGGUAAUGUCCCAGGCAGGCAUUUCGUGUUAUAAUUCUUUUAUUUUAUAUGCAUUAGGUAAAUGCAGUUUACUUUUUCGUACAUUUUUCUGCAGAUGUUCGAACUGUUUCCAGUUUCUUGUUCAAAGUUCAAUUCUGAUUCUAGUUAAUUAUGUUUUCUCCUUAUUAGUAAUACUGUUUACUGAAAUUAUCCCAGGCAGGAAUAUGAUGUUUACAUUUUUAUUAGUUGCUAUCGUUGCAUCGUUCAACAGUUUUUGAAAAUGUUUGCAAUGUUUCCAGUUUUUCAAGGAGUUAACAGUUAUUGAACAUGUUCAUAUUUUAUUUUGUUGAAAAAAGUUCAAAGUUUUAAGUGUCAUAUCUUCUAAAUGGUUUUGUCACUCUUUGAAGUUGAAAGUUAAAGAAAAACGCAUGUUGAUCAGUUUAUUUUGGAAAUGUAUCAGUCUUCAAAAUAGGCAAUGUUUAUUUAGACUGCUCUUUUCACACCAGUAACCUAUGGGUUAAUGAUACAUAUUUCACACCAGUAACCUAUGGGUUAAUGAUACAUGUUGACUGCUCUUUUCACACCAGUAACCAAUGGGUUAAUGAUACAUGUUUCACACCAGUAACCUAUGGGUUAAUGAUACAUGUUUAUUUAGACUGCUCUUUUCACACCAGUAACCAAUGGGUUAAUGAUACAUGUUUCACACCAGUAAGCUAUGGGUUAAUGAUACAUGUUUGGUGUGUAACCUAUGGGUUAAUGAUACAUGUUGGUGUUAAGAUAAUACAUGUACAUCAGUAUGACUAGUGAGUUAUCUACCAGGACAUGUCAUCCAAGAUAACACUUCAUUGUAUGAAUUACAGCAAGGUAAGCAACAUUGGAUGUCAAAAAGUGUAUAAAGGUGAUUAGUUUGAAUGAUUUGUUUAUUUUAGGCCAAAGAUAAACUACAGAAGACAAUUCAGUAUCAAUAUAUCAUAAUAGUUUAAUUAUAAUCAAAGAUGAACAUGGUUCGUUUUACUGAUAAAAAUCUUACAGGACUCACCAACAUAGCUCAUUUAUGACUGCACCUUUUGUAAAUGAACCCUUAACCACUUAAAAACAUACUUUACCACUUAGAUGCAUAUUUUACUACUAAGAUGCAUAUUUUGACGUGUUUGUAGGCCCUUAGAAAGUUACAUUUAAUUAAAGACCUUUAUUACCAUAUUCAAGUUUUAAAGGCUUCACUUUCAACCCUUAGAUACUGAUGAGCAGCAAACAGCAAAAAACCUGAAUAGACUGCAAGUGGGAGUUACUCGCAGGCUGUUCUUGUUUUAUUCUGUUUGCACAUAGCCAUUUUCACUUUGCCUCUAAAUGGGAAAGGGUUAAGAUACAUAAUUGUUUACCACAAACCAUAUGAAAUUAAAAUUGUGGCUUUAUGACAGACUCCAUUUUUGUCCUUUAAUAUUUCAUACUUCUUAUACAACAGUAUGUUAAGAUAAUAUUUUUAAGAAUUUUUUGUUUUGAAGAAAGUGUUUAUGUUGCUCAAGUAUUUAUGUUUAUUCUAGUAGUUAAUCUUAUGACAUUGUAUACUUGUUAAUAAAUGCACAAAACAACAUUAUGUGGAAAACAAAAUACAUAUGCAUCUCGCUGUGAGGAAAGGGGGUUUAUGUAUGUGCGUAAAGUGUUGUCGUGGAUUAGCCUGUGCAGACUGCACAUGCAUUAAGCCCCUUUUUCUCAAAGGGUGUCCUAUAUCAAUCAAUGUGAUAUAGAUGAUAUUAUGAUAAUCUGUACAUUUCUUUAAGACACAUUGGCAAAGUGAAAAACUUUUAAAUAUUUUCCUUGCUGAUUCACCUUUGUUGUACUUUACUUUAAUCCAUAUUUUCAUUUCAUAUUUUAAAAAACAUUUAAAUUCUUAUCCAUGACUGGAAAACCGAUCACCGGUCACCUUAAAUAUUUUAAAUGUAACUCAUCAUGUUCCACUGUAGGUUUUAGUAUGAAUUACAUAUGCUUUUCGUUAACCGUUUUCACUGUGAACAUUUUAAGGUUAGUACUGAUCCCUUAAUGUUGGUCUGAAUCAUAUGGGUUAGAUUCGUAGCAUGGUGUAUCAAAGGGGUUCUAUGAUGUUUAUCAUUUACAACAUUGCAAUACUUCAUAUAUCAACUGUUCAUCUGCGAACAAUGUGUUGUCUUUAUGUGAACAAUGUGUUCUCUUCAUGUACAUUGUUCAUUCCCACCAAAAAUACAGGAUGUUUAUAUUGUUAUUCAUAUCAUUCUUUUUUAAAUUUAUGAUUUUAUUGUUUUUUAUGUUAUACGAUGAAUUGUGCUCUACUUAUUUUGCUUUUAUUUGUUUAAUUUACUAAUUAGACACAUUUUUUGUUAAAUUUUGUAACUUGUAUGGAAUAUAAUACUAUUCUAUACGUUCUGUACAAUAAACAGUAACUCAGAUUACUAAAAUAAAUACGUUAUAACAAUUGAA